This is a messenger RNA of Lachnellula hyalina, 2415 nucleotides long. It is a transcript of the gene mef1, whose product is annotated as Elongation factor G, mitochondrial. Bases 1 to 2415 code for a protein of 804 amino acids. Gene Ontology annotation, cellular component: mitochondrion. The transcript has 4 exons. Gene Ontology annotation, biological process: mitochondrial translational elongation. Gene Ontology annotation, molecular function: translation elongation factor activity; GTPase activity; GTP binding. The record is from RefSeq and is a predicted model, not a curated record. NCBI's taxonomy places the organism in Eukaryota, Fungi, Ascomycota, Leotiomycetes, Helotiales, Lachnaceae.
AUGAGGAUGCAUAGAGCUGUCCGAGCUGCAGCUUCGGCAGAAGCAUCAAUUGGUUCUAUCAGAAGUUCCGCAUCAAGACCCAGGUUUCUCUGCUUAAAUGCAUCGAGUAGGGGGCUUGCGCCUGGAGGAGGUAUAGGGGCAAGAGGGAAAGGAGCUCAGAGAUACUUUUCGGAAACGAGAUGUAUAAGAGCUGGUGUUGCAGAAGCUGUUUUAAAACAAGCAGCAGCCGAUCCCUCCGCUCUCACCCAAGAGAAGAUUAUAGAGAAUUUGGAUAGUACAGAAAAAGAACGGUUAAACCGAAUUAGAAACAUUGGUAUUGCUGCACAUAUCGACAGUGGUAAAACAACAGCAACCGAACGAGUCCUUUUUUACACCGGUCGCAUCAAUGCCAUACACGAAGUCAGAGGCAAAGAUGCCGUCGGAGCCAAGAUGGAUUCUAUGGAGCUGGAGAGAGAGAAGGGAAUCACAAUUCAAUCUGCAGCGACAUUCUGUGAUUGGCUGAAAGUUGAAGACGGCAAGGAGGAGAAAUACCACAUCAAUUUGAUUGAUACACCUGGACAUAUUGACUUUACAAUCGAGGUGGAAAGAGCUCUCCGAGUUUUGGAUGGCGCGGUCAUGAUUCUCUGUGCCGUCAGUGGUGUUCAAAGUCAGACGAUUACUGUGGAUAGGCAGAUGCGAAGAUACAAUAUUCCCCGAAUCAGCUUCGUCAACAAGAUGGACCGAAUGGGUGCGAACCCUUUUAAGGCAGUCGAGCAAAUCAACCAAAAACUUCGGAUCCCAGCCGCAGCUCUACAGGUGCCCAUUGGAUCCGAGGACACCUUCAAGGGUGUGGUGGAUUUAAUCAACAUGAAAGCUAUCUACAACGAAGGUCCAAGAGGUGAAACGAUGCGAGUUACCGACGAGAUUCCUGCGGACCUCAAAGAUGUAGUGGAGGAGAGGAGAGCAAUGAUGAUCGAAACUCUUGCUGAUGUCGAUGACGAGAUUGCGGAAAUCUUUCUGGAUGAGAAGACUCCCACCCCAUUACAAAUCAAGGCCGCGGUUCGACGAGCAACAAUCGCACUGAAGUUCACACCCGUCUUGAUGGGAAGUGCGCUAGCAGAUAAGUCUGUUCAACCUAUGUUGGAUGCCGUCUGUGACUAUCUCCCAAAUCCUGCAGAGGUUGAAAAUUUGGCUCUAGACAAGCUAAAGGAUGAAAAACCAGUUAAACUCGUUUCCUACGGUUCUCUGCCAUUCGUUGGCUUGGCAUUCAAGCUUGAAGAAAGCAAUUAUGGUCAAUUGACCUACAUUCGGGUCUACCAAGGGACUUUGAAGAAAGGAAUGAACGUCUUCAACGCCAGAACAGACAAGAAAGUCAAGAUCCCCCGAAUUGUACGAAUGCACUCGAACGAGAUGGAAGAAGUUCCGGAAAUCGGUGCUGGAGAAAUUUGCGCGGUGUUCGGUGUUGAUUGUGCAUCCGGAGAUACCUUCACUGAUGGUGGCCUCCCAUAUUCGAUGUCAUCCAUGUUCGUACCAGAUCCCGUCAUCUCUUUAUCGAUCAAGCCAAAGCAGUCGAAAGACUCUUCGAACUUCUCCAAGGCUAUGGCUCGUUUCCAGCGCGAAGACCCUACGUUUCGCGUGCAUGUCGAUUCCGAGAGUCAAGAAACAAUUAUCUCGGGAAUGGGUGAGCUGCAUCUCGAUAUUUACGUCGAGCGAAUGCGUCGUGAAUAUAAGGUCGAAGUUGAGACCGGUAAGCCUCAAGUCGCCUACAGAGAAACAAUUACCGAAAGUGUCAAAUUCGACCACACACUCAAGAAGCAAACUGGAGGUGCAGGAGAUUUCGCCCGUGUCGUAGGAUAUAUGGAGCCCAUCGAACCUGGUCCAAACGGCUACAGCAGCUCCAAAUUCAGACAAGAAGUCACGGGAGGUUCUAUUUCCGAAAAAUACUUAUUCGCAUGCGAGAAAGGUUUCCUCGCAUCUUGCGAAAAGGGCCCACUUAUCGGCCACCCUGUUCUUGGUACCACUAUGGUCGUCAACGAUGGUGCUACUCACAUGACUGAUUCGUCCGAAAUGGCAUUCAAGAUUUCGACUCAACAGGCGUUCCGAAAGGCGUUCAAAGAAGCCAAACCCCAGGUCUUGGAGCCGUUGAUGAAGACUACCAUCACGGCACCUAAUGAAUUCCAGGGGAAUAUUGUGGGGCUGCUGAAUAAGCGGAAUGCAAUUAUCAAUGAUACGGAGAUUGGACCGGAAGACUUUACGCUCUUGGCUGAUUGUAGUUUGAAUGCCAUGUUUGGCUUUAGCUCUCAGUUGAGAGCUGCGACGCAAGGAAAGGGCGAGUUUGGAAUGGAGUUCAGUCAUUACAGUCCGGCGCCAGGUCAAUUGCAAAAGGAACUUAUUGGGAUAUACGAGAAGGCGCAAACGGAUAGACAUAAGAAGUGA